AGAAAGCUGCAAGAUGGCAUACAAGGCAGCAUUACUUUGCGUGGUCGCGUGCUUGGUUUACCAGCCCUUGGCUGGCUGCUACCUUCCUAAACCACCUAGCCGCAGCUCCGGUAAAGUGAUCGAAAAGAUAAGUUACAAUCCGAUUGCUAUUCGACCGACUAGCAUUUCGAGAAACUGCGUAUCCAUCGAUAUCCCCAAUUAUGGAGGCUCCCUGGCCGUUUCCAGCAUCGGACCGAUCUCGCCGUCCGGCAUCGCCGUCGCCACCGACCUGGGUCUGGCGGGAGACCUGGUGCUCUCCGGCGAGCUGCCGUACCUGAGCGCGGUGGCGUUCGAGGGCAAGUUCGACACCAGCGGCGCCGUGCCGGUGGCGUACGGCUGUGGAGACUACGUCGGCAUCACGGAACAAAUCGGGGGCAUUGCUGGCUCUGGCUCCUACGUUAGGAAUAUCGGCGCUAGCUCUUAUGGCUCUUCUUACCUUGGCUGUGGAUGUAAAUAUUAAAAGUUGACCGAGGUGGUGGAU
This is a messenger RNA of Cydia amplana, 520 nucleotides long. RefSeq names its product chorion class B protein PC10-like. NCBI's taxonomy places the organism in Eukaryota, Metazoa, Arthropoda, Insecta, Lepidoptera, Tortricidae. The transcript is spliced from 3 exons. Gene Ontology annotation, biological process: multicellular organism development; chorion-containing eggshell formation. The record is from RefSeq and is a predicted model, not a curated record. Gene Ontology annotation, cellular component: egg chorion. Gene Ontology annotation, molecular function: structural constituent of egg chorion. Bases 14 to 499 code for a protein of 161 amino acids.